This is a messenger RNA of Penicillium angulare, 1641 nucleotides long. RefSeq lists its product as uncharacterized. Gene Ontology annotation, molecular function: transmembrane transporter activity. Bases 1 to 1641 code for a protein of 546 amino acids. Gene Ontology annotation, biological process: transmembrane transport. The transcript has 2 exons. NCBI's taxonomy places the organism in Eukaryota, Fungi, Ascomycota, Eurotiomycetes, Eurotiales, Aspergillaceae. The record is from RefSeq and is a predicted model, not a curated record.
AUGUCUCUUAAUAUUCCCGAUGCAAUGCAGAAAGACUUCACUGUCACAGAGCGCUCUGCCCAUUCGAGCAGUUCUAGCAGCCCUACCCUUUCACCUUCCCCUACAUUAUCUGGCCAAGAUGAGAAACAAUUUUCAACUUGCUCUUCAGCUUCUUCAAUCACACUUAAAGGCGAAAGCCAAGUCCCUGAGCAACCACAAUACCAUGUCUUCCCUCGAUCCCGCAAAUUGCUGAUGGUCUGCAUUGUUUCUCUCGCCGCCAUCUUCUCCCCAUUAUCUUCCAACAUUUACUUCCCUGCCCUUGGCACUAUAUCAAAGGAACUUGAUGUGUCCAUGUCUCUUACUACUUUGACUGUCACUGUAUACAUGAUUGUUCAAGGUCUUGCCCCUAGCUUCUGGGGUUCUUUCUCUGAUACAAUCGGUCGUCGUGGAAUUUUCAUUGGAACAUUUAUUGUUUACAUGAUUGCAAACAUUGCCUUAGCUGUAUCCGAUAACUACGCUGAGCUGAUGGUCUUCCGAGCCCUCCAAGCUGCUGGCAGUGCCGCAACAAUUUCCAUUGGCGCAGGUGUCAUUGGAGAUAUCACUACAUCUGCUGAGCGAGGAAGUUUAAUAGGAAUCUUUGGAGGAGUUCGCAUGCUGGGCCAGGGUGUUGGUCCCGUCUUCGGCGGAAUCUUAUCUCAAUACCUAGGCUAUCGAUCUAUCUUCUGGUUCCUCACGAUCGUCGCGAGUAUCAGUCUCCUGUCGAUUCUGUGCUUCCUCCCCGAAACACUUCGUGCCGUUGCUGGCAAUGGCACCGUCCCCCUUCAUGGCCUCUACAAGCCCUGGGUUUACAACGUCACCGGCCAGCCAUUUGUCCAAGAAGACGCAAAGCCAAGCGGCACCAAGAAAGAAGUUACCUGGAAGACUGUCCUGGCGCCCCUGACCUUCCUCGGUGAGAAGGAUGUCUUCAUUACCCUCUUCUUCGGUGCAAUUGUCUACACUGUCUGGUCAAUGAUUACUUCAUCUACCUCUCAAUUGUUCGAAGAGACAUACGGUCUCAACACUAUGGAAGUUGGUCUGACUUUCCUUGGUAACGGAUUCGGAUGCAUGUCCGGUUCUUACACUAUCGGUUACCUCAUGGACUACAAUCACAAGCGCACAGAGCGCGACUACUGUCGCCAGAACAACCUUCCACUCGACACCCGCAUCACAACCAAGACACACGCCGACUUCCCUAUUGAGUACGCCCGCAUGCGAAACACAUGGUGGAUCACGGCGCUAUUCAUCGUUGCUACUGCAUUGUACGGUGUCUCUUUGAAGACCCAUCUCGCUGUUCCCAUUAUCCUGCAGUACAUUACUGCAUACUGUGCCACGGCUAUCUUCACUAUCAACAGUGCUUUGGUCAUUGAUCUAUACCCCGGUGCUAGUGCCAGUGCGACAGCAGUGAACAAUCUGAUGCGCUGCUUGAUCGGAGCUGGCGGUGUUGCACUCAUUACACCUAUCAUCAACGCUGUUGGAUCUCUUUGGACCUUUGUUCUGCUCGCAGGCGUCACAUUGGCUAUGGUUCCACUAUUGAUGGUUGAGAUGAAAUGGGGCGCUGGAUGGCGCAUGAAGCGCAAUGAACGCCUCAAGGCAAAGGCUGACCAGGCUGUUCAGGAAGCUUAG